This is a messenger RNA of Corythoichthys intestinalis (scribbled pipefish), 6649 nucleotides long. It is a transcript of the gene elmo1, whose product is annotated as engulfment and cell motility 1 (ced-12 homolog, C. elegans). Lineage: Eukaryota; Metazoa; Chordata; Actinopteri; Syngnathiformes; Syngnathidae. The transcript has 23 exons. The record is from RefSeq and is a predicted model, not a curated record. Gene Ontology annotation, biological process: actin filament organization; cell motility. Gene Ontology annotation, cellular component: guanyl-nucleotide exchange factor complex; plasma membrane. The coding region runs from base 3592 to 5811 and encodes 739 amino acids.
GUCAGUGAUGCUGUGGGGCUGUUUCACUUCCAAAGGCCCUGGGAACCUUAUUAGGGUGCAUGGCAUCAUGAAUGCUUUGAAAUACCAGGACAUUUUAAAUCAAAAUCUGUUGCCCUCUGCCCGAAAGCUGAAGAUGGGUCGUCACUGGGUCUUUCAGCAAGACAAUGACCCUAAACAUAUGGCCAAAUCUACACAGAAAAGGUUCACCAGACACAAAAUCAAGCUCCUCCCAUGGCCAUCUCAGUCCCCAGACCUUGUUUUUUGGCAAAAGGGGGUUGUACAAAGUAUUAACACCAGGGGUGCUAAUAAUUGUGACACACAUUAUUUGAUGUCAAAUAAUUUUUUCUUUAUGUGGGAUUUUUCCCCACUGAAUGAAUGCACUUGUAUUGAAGGUUGGAUUUUUCUUUUUUUCCAUUAAGGUCCCAUAUUAUUUGAAUUAAAAAAAUAUAUAUUAGAAACUAAAAACCACAUCUUUUUCAGUGGUGCCAAUAAUUAUGGAGGGCACUGUAUAACUGCAAUCAUUUUCUGGGAGAAAUUGUUUGUUAUUAUCUGUUAUUAUCUGACAGAAUUGCAGGGGUACCAAUAUUUUUGGCCAGCACUGUAUGUCAGUGGUCCACAACCUUUUUGUAGCACGGACCGUUGUGAUGUGGGCCUUUUUGCACCACGGACCGGCAAUGUGUGGCAGAAAAAUACAGUAAAUAUUUAAAAAAAAAACAAAAAAAAAAACAACAACAACAACGCUAAAAUCCACUAUUAAGUGCAGAGAAAGUGUAAUUCACCAGACACUGAAUCAAUCUUUUUUAGCAGCGGCCUCUCUUAAAACUUGAUGGCAAAUAUCCUUGUUCGCAGGCAUAAUAAAUUUUUCAUCAAUUGUAAAAGGUUUCUUGGCUUUAGCAUUAAGGUUUGCCACAAGGUACUGUAUGAUGCUCUCAGUCCAUUCGCUUUUGUUGAUGUGGUAGCACUCACUAAUUGUUCCUGUCCUUGGUGCUCGCGCUUUAUUGUUUCAAAAUUUCCAAUAGCUUAUCCACUAUUCCAGUGUGCUUAGUCUAUAUGUGUCGAAGCUGCUUCAUUGCCUCAUUUGCUAACUUUUGGCUCAAUAUUAUGCAGAGUGGACUUGGCGUUAACUCCUCUUCUGACUCGCCAGGGGGCCUUUUUGCCGUAAAAAGCUGUCUAAAUACGUCUGUUUAUCAGUCAUCUUCGCAAGCGUGUUGGCUUAUUAUUUCCGGGAACAAAUCUGAUGCACCCACGUCAUACGUCAUUAUCGAGGACAAGCACACCUAGAUAUAAAAGACGCUGGCUCCAAUUGAUUUCUAUGAUGACAUUCUGUCCAGUUUUAUUAUAUAUAUUGACCUGUGUUGUCAGUAACGCGUUACUGUAAUCUGAUUACGUUCUUUCAGUAACGAACAAUCUCACGCAUUCAUUUUUCCAAACCAGUAAUCUGAAUAAGUUGGUUUCCUUAGUGUCUGUGCGUUACUAUUUUGUUAUUGUCUGAUAAUGUAUGUAGAAUGAAGAAUAUUGUAAUCAUGUACGAAGAGUAUUUUGAAUAAAAAAUGUAAGAAAAGUUCCUAAAGGUUCAUGGUAACCGCUCAUAGUUACUUCCUGUUUUGGUUCGAGUCACAUGCGCUAAGUGUUUUGGUACUGAGAAAGUCGUGAUGAACGCGGGUACCUGCCACCUGUUAAGAUGUGCGAGGAAAUGUUAAUUUGUUUGCGUCCAUGAAUGAACGUAUUUUUCCUUCAUUCUAAAGGUGUUCCAGCGAUAGGUUGAAGCUGCUACAUGAGCGGCUGUUUUGUAGCUUUGCGGUUGCAACGGUGGGUAGUCAUUGCUCCAAGUCGGCAAGCAUUGUUUACAUCAUAUUCUUGUUGCACAUUUACGCCGUGAGGUGACGUGUUCGUUUAGCUUCUUUGGGAUGUGUUUUAAGUCCGAUUAAGUGUAGACUGCUUGUGCGAUGUUCAGUAUUUUUCACAUUCGGCUUAAUCUUUGAGUUUGAGGGGGUUUAAUCAGUUGGUGGAGUUGAUUUCAAUAAAUUCCACGUAGUUUGUCAGUUAUUUGUUAGUUUCAAGGCUCCUGAAUGGAUAAGCUAGCGCGAGUCAAUGGUGGUUGGAACUAACUCCAUCGACUUAAUUAAACCCCAGCUAACUCAAAGAUUAACCCUUAUGUGAAAAAUUCUAAUCUCCCUCUUUAAAUUCAAUUAUCAGAAAGUCAAUACAGGUGAUGACAUUUUUUCUGUUGUCAUUCUUAUGUUAAGACUGCAAAGGGAAAAAAUUUUAUAAAAAGUAACUGAUAAAUUACUUUUGGAGUAACUUAGUUACUUCGAUAAUAAAGUAAUCAGUAAAGUAACUAGAUUACUUUUUGCAGGUGUAAUCAGUAAUUUUUCAAGUAAUAAGUAACCACACUGCUAUUGACUAAUCUACAAGAGAAUCGUUAGAUAAGCUGCCAAACGAGUUCAAGGAAUUGAAACGCACAGAACCGAUUCUCUAUAGGAAUCGGUUCUCGAUUCCCAUCCCUAGAAAGAAGCUUUGAAUUAAAUUUUGCUGCUUCGAGGAUUGGUUUGUUUUUAAAGUGUUUGCAGUUUUAUUGAGUUGGGUGGAUACACUGCCCUCUAGUGGCAACAGUGAAUAUGACACAACUUGUCUAACAUGGCUGAAUCCAGCUGCUCCCUGUUAAGACCAAUAUCAGGUAAGGUUUUGUUUCAGCUAAUGUGUUUGUUUAUGCGUUCGUUAUUUAUUUUAGAAGUAUAUUUAAGUUUUUUGUUGGAAUAUGUGUUUGAACAAUAUUAGCAUUGCAAAAAAAGUUAAAAAAAAAAAAAAAUCAUAGCAUUUAAGCUAGUGGACUUUUGUUAUACAAGUUUGUUGUACUUAAAUCCUCAUUUAUUUAUUUUUUAAUGGUAUUUGAGGCUAGGAUCAGGUAUUUUGAUUUAUUUUUAAAUGCAUUUAUUGCUCUUUUGAAAUGAAAGUGCAAUCCUGCAUAGUUUGAGGAAACACUCGGGAAUUUCAUUUUUUAUUCACAUUUAAUGCUCUUUUGAAUGUGUAAUCAUAGCAAGCCAAAACAAAUUCUAUUGCAGUCAUAAACACGUGUUUGUUUUACAUAUCCUAAAAUAACUGCAAGAAUAAUGCCGCCGUAAAAAUCUGAGACUUUUCAUUUACAUCUUUGUAUGAAAGUUACAAAAUCAAUGGAACGUCUAUUUCCCCCACUGUAUGUCGCGUCAACAUUUGGACUUGAGCAGUCCUCGCUUCCACGGCAGCCGACAUAUUUGCAGUGUGAGCUCAAUAAACAGGAUGUUAAUUGACCUUUUUUUUCUAGUCUUUUGAACGACGUCACGCUUCCUUCACUCUUGUCGUGUGCGUGUCCGCGCCGAUUCGUUUCCUCUUUUCUUGGCAAACGCCUACUUCCUCCUCACGCUCCCUCUUCCUGUGGACCGUCGGCCGCAAACGAUCACAAGCGUGACAAAAUGCUGAGGCCCAAAAGUUUAGUUCUCUGGAUGACUUUUUGACUCGCUUGAGCAGUUUGGAAUAGACUGGGAGCUGCUAGAGCAGGAGCGGAUGAGUCGAAUCCGGCGUUAGACGACAAGGCACAGGAGCACAAAGGCCACCAUGCCGCCGCCGCCCGACACCGUCAAGGUGGCCAUUGAGUGGCCGGGGGCCUUCCCCAAGCUCAUGGAGAUCGACCAGAAAAAGCCUCUCUCUGCCAUCAUCAAAGAAGUGUGCGAGGGUUGGUCUCUGGGCAACCAUGAAAAUUUUGCACUGCAAAUUGCCGACACCAAUUUCUACAUCACAGAAAAGAAUCGCAAUGAAAUCAAGAAUGGCUCCAUCCUGCGCUUGACCACAUCGCCUCACCAGACGGCGGCGCAGCUCCACGAGCGUAUUCAGUCGUCCAGCAUGGACGCCAAGCUGGAGGCGCUGAAGGACCUGGCCAGCGCGUCGCGGGACAUCACCUUCGCCUUGGAGUUCAUCAGCAUGGACGGCAUCUUGCUGCUCACGCAGAUGGUCGAGAGCGGCACCGAGCGCUAUCAGAAACUCCAGAAGAUUAUGAAACCUUGUUUCGGCGACCUGCUUUCCUUCACGCUCACCGCCUUCGUGGAGCUGAUGGACCACGGCAUCGUCUCCUGGGAUACUUUUUCCGUGGCUUUCAUCAAGAAGAUCGCCAGCUACGUCAACAAGUCGGCCAUGGACACGGCUGUGCUGCAGCGUUCGCUGGCCAUCCUGGAGUCCAUGGUGCUUAAUAGCCAGGAUCUCUACCACAAAGUGGCGCAGGAGAUCACCAUUGGGCAGCUCAUACCGCACCUACAAGGGACGGACCAGGACAUCCAGACGUACACCAUCGCUGUCAUCAACGCGCUCUUCCUGAAAGCGCCCGAGGAAAGAAGACAAUUUGAUGAGCACAUUGUGGACAUCCUAAAUUGUCCCCUGACAGAGAUGGCUCACAUCUUGGCCCAGAAGCAACUGCGCUCCGUCAUCCUCAGCAGCGUCAUCCGAGGCCCCACGCCCAUCAACGACGAGAUGGCGCAUCAGCUCUACGUUCUGCAGGUUCUCACCUUUAAUCUGCUGGAGGACCGCAUGAUGACCAAGAUGGACCCCCAGGACCAGGCUCAGCGUGACAUCAUCUUCGAACUGCGUCGGAUCGCCUUCGACGUGGAGUGCGAGGCCAACAACGGCGGCAGCAUGGAGAAGCGUAAAUCCAUGUACACGCGAGACUACAAGAAGCUGGGCUUCAUCAACCAUGUGAACCCGGCAGUGGAUUUCACCCAGAUUCCUCCCGGAAUGCUGGCACUGGACAACAUGCUGUAUUUCGCCAGGCACCACCAGGAUGCUUACAUCAGGAUUGUCCUGGAGAACAGCAGUCGGGAAGACAAGCACGAAUGUCCGUUUGGCCGCAGCAGUAUCGAACUUACAAAGAUGCUCUGCGAGAUCCUUAAAGUGGGAGAGCUGCCGGGUGAGAACUGCCACGACUUCCAUCCGAUGUUCUUUACGCACGACCGAUCCUUCGAGGAGUUCUUCUGCAUCUGCAUCCAGCUGCUCAACAAGACUUGGAAGGAGAUGAGAGCCACCAGCGAAGACUUCAAUAAGGUCAUGCAGGUGGUUCGGGAGCAGAUCAUGCGAGCCCUGACGCUGAAGCCUAACUCGCUGGACCAGUUCAAGAGUCGCCUGCAGAACCUGAGUUACGCGGAGAUACUCAAGAUACGACAGUCAGAGAGGAUGAAUCAGGAGGACUUCCAGUCCCGCCCCAUCCUGGAGCUGAGGGAGAAGAUCCAGCCGGAGAUAAUGGAGCUGAUCAAACAACAGAGGCUUAAUCGACUGUGUGAAGGAACGUGUUUCAGGAAGAUCAGCAGUCGCAGGAGACAAGACAAAUUCUGGUACUGCCGGCUGUCCCCCAACCACAAGGUCCUGCACUACGGGGAUCUGGAGGAGAGUCCCCAGGGGGAGGUACCCCACGACUCCCUGCAGGACAAACUGCCCGUGGCAGACAUUAAGGCCGUCAUCACAGGAAAAGACUGUCCUCACAUGAAAGAGAAGGGUGCUCUCAAGCAGAACAAGGAGGUGUUGGAGUUAGCCUUCUCAAUCCUUUAUGAGUCGGAUGAGUAUUUAAACUUUAUCGCACCAGACAAGCACGAGUACUGCGUGUGGACCGAUGGUCUGAACGCGCUCCUGGGCAAGGAGAUGACCAGCGACUACACCAAAUCCGACAUGGACACGCUGCUCUCCAUGGAGAUGAAGCUACGCCUACUGGACCUGGAAAACAUCCAGAUCCCUGAAGCGCCGCCCCCUAUUCCCAAAGAGCCCAGCAACUAUGACUUUGUUUACGAUUGUAACUAGCUUUUGCUUAGCCCUGCUGUACUCACUGGACCUUUUUUUUCCCCGCCUUUCUUGUUUUCCUACCUUAAAACUGGAUGAUUCCAAGAACUGUGAUUGAGGGUUUUUUCCGUCCGUCACCAUGGAGAUGCGAAGAAACCAGGAAGUCUUACCUUAAAUUUUUUCUAUGAUUUGUCCUCAGGGCUUUUGUGCAGGGAGGGGCGGCCAUGUUAAUUGUAGUCCACUUAUUUACUGUCACAUGACACUCCGAGUUCCACCGUAAUUGUGGCAGCUAAAUGUUUCCCCACACCACAAACUGGUCACUUCUUGUCCGCUCAAGACUGUUACAACAGUGUUUGCUGUCACAAAUUCCCUAAACGACUGCUGUAUGCCACAUUCCUGAGCAAUAUUUACUUUAUCAUUUUGUGUUCUUAAUUGUAAAGCUGUUAAUGAAGAUUUCUGGGAGGAAAGGGAAGCUCAUGUCUUGAAGAAAAAAAUUGAAAGUUAAUGUAUUGUUUUUAUUUAAAAAAAGAUCAUGGUUGUGAUUUCUAGUAUGAUUUUUUUUAUAUAUAAAAAUACAGUAUUUACACCCCCUUACAUAUGCAUUCCUCCAAUUCCCUUUCUAUUUAAACCAGUCACAUUUUGUCUUUAGGAUUUUUCCCAAGUCCCACAAAACUGCUGUUUACAUUAAAGGUUGAAAGAUGUAAAGUGCAUUACUCUCUUUGUUAAUGACAAAUUCACCAUAUCAGUGCUCUGGAAAGGUAGAAAUUAAAAGAACCCCAAAAGAGUCAAAAAUAACAUUGUGUUAUAUUGAUAAAAGCGUUUUUCACAAUGUAUUUGACAGAAUACAUAAGACCAGAGA